CCAAAAUCUCAAACCAGUUUUCCUCCCUUCAUUGUCUUCCACUUUCCGUUUGGAGAGCAAGAAAAAAGAAUGAUGGGAAACAAGGCCUCCUGUUGGGUUGUCUUCUUGUUGUUCAUUUUCUCAAGCUUUCUGGCCGAGAGCCAUGGAAAAACAAUGAAGCAGAUAGAGGCACUGGAUAUUCUCCAGAAGGCCAAGCUGCAUGGAAAUUCAGGCAUAGACACCAACCUUUUUGAAGUGAAUGAAGUUGAAAAUGGAGCUGAAACUGAAAGCCAUAAGAUUCAUCCACAGGAGGGACUGAAGGAGAAAGACAGGAUUGAUAUGUUGCCUGGACAACCACAUGUUGGGUUCAACCAGUAUGGUGGGUAUGUCACCAUUGACGAAUCCAAGGGCAAAGCUUUGUACUACUACUUUGCUGAAGCACCAUUCAGCAAGAAGUCUUUGCCUCUUCUUCUCUGGCUUAAUGGAGGUCCUGGUUGUUCUUCUCUUGCUUACGGAGCAAUGCAAGAGCUCGGCCCAUUUAGGGUCCAUAGCGAAGGCAAAACACUUUAUAGAAACCAAUAUGCAUGGAACAAGGUUGCAAAUGUAUUGUUCCUGGAGUCACCUGCCGGAGUAGGGUUCUCAUACUCUAACACAACAUCUGAUUACCGGAACGGUGGAGACCGGAAAACGGCGAAAGACAACUAUGCCUUUCUGGUGAACUGGCUGGAGAGGUUUCCUGAGUACAAGAAGAGGGAUUUCUACAUUUCUGGUGAAAGCUAUGCUGGGCAUUAUGUACCUCAACUUGCACAUACCAUUCUUCAUCACAACAAGAAGGCAGAUGGGCCCAUCAUCAACCUCAAAGGGAUCAUUAUUGGAAAUGCAGUGAUCAAUGAUGAAACCGAUGAGCUUGGAAUGUACCAGUACUUUGGGAGUCAUGCUCUUGUUUCAGAGAAAACCAUACGCCAAAUGGAGAAACACUGUAAUUUCUCCCCCGGAGCCGCCAGCCAGAGCAAGGAAUGUACAAAAGCUUCUGAUGAAGUUGAUGAUAACAUUGACGCUCUCGAUAUCUACAACAUUUACGCCCCAUUAUGUUUCAACACCAAUCUCACAUUCAAGCCCAAGAAAGUCACACCUGAAUUCGAUCCAUGCAGCGAUUACUACGUGUAUGCUUAUCUGAAUAGGGCUGAUGUUCAAAAGGCCCUCCAUGCCAAUGUGACCAAGCUCAAGUAUGACUGGGAACCUUGCAGUGACGUUAUCCAAAAUUGGACAGAUAGCCCCUCCACCAUCAUUCCCCUUCUGCACGAGUUCAUGGAAAAUGGUCUUCGUGUAUGGGUAUUUAGUGGGGAUACGGAUGGAAGGGUGCCAGUAACAUCAACCAUGGCUUCUAUUGAUACGAUGAAGCUCUCUGUAAAGACUCCAUGGCACCCUUGGUUCGUUGCUGGGGAGGUUGGUGGAUAUACAGAAGUGUACAAGGGAGAUCUAACAUUUGCUACAGUAAGAGGAGCAGGGCACCAAGUGCCAAGUUUCCGGCCCAAGAGAGCUCUUUCACUCAUUUCUCACUUCCUUUCUGGCACUCCUCUUCCCAGGCGUUCAUCAAAACACUGAUGGGCCGCUUCAAUAUUUUUCGUGCCUUUUAGUCAUAAUGGUUAAUUCGCUGCUGAUCUGUUGCUCAUUCAUCCUUCUAUUUGAUUCUUAUGAAUUGUUCAAAAUUAUACAUAUUUAGUAUAUAAAUUUAUUGGCUUGGUCGAAUUCCAAUUAC
Molecule: messenger RNA, 1738 nt
Organism: Vitis riparia (riverbank grape)
Lineage: Eukaryota; Viridiplantae; Streptophyta; Magnoliopsida; Vitales; Vitaceae
Product: serine carboxypeptidase-like 40
Exons: 7
Coding region: 70-1584 (504 amino acids)
Biological process (GO): proteolysis
Cellular component (GO): vacuole
Molecular function (GO): serine-type carboxypeptidase activity
Source: RefSeq, a predicted model, not a curated record